Molecule: messenger RNA, 1409 nt
Organism: Talaromyces stipitatus ATCC 10500
Lineage: Eukaryota; Fungi; Ascomycota; Eurotiomycetes; Eurotiales; Trichocomaceae
Exons: 2
Coding region: 1-1287 (428 amino acids)
Source: RefSeq, a predicted model, not a curated record
AUGUUCAUCAAACCUCUCGUAUCUGCCCUUCUCUUCUCUGCCGUCAUCAAUGCAGCGACGGCGCCUCUCCUCGGGACUGCUGCGUCCUUUGCAGUUCUUGGGGGCCAAACAGUGACAAACACAGGUCCGUCAGUGCUUAACGGUGAUCUUGGAGUCAGUCCUGGGACAGCAAUCACGGGCUUCCCCCCUGGUACUGUCAAUGGAGCGACCCACGCUGGUGAUGCGGUCGCACUUCAAGCACAGUCUGAUUUGACAAUUGCAUAUAACGAUGCAGCUGGCCAAGGACCCGUUGCUACUGUGGGGACCCCCACGGGGGACCUUGUUGGUCUAACACUUCCUCCUGGUGUAUAUAACACCGCUAGUAAUGGACCAAUAGCUCUCAGUGGGACUCUCACACUCGACUGUCAAGGAAACCCGAAUGCAGUCUGGAUCUUCCAAACAGGAUCCACGCUCAUCACUUCCACCGGCUCCACAGUUACCACGACUGGUUGUGCCAGGACUCCUUGCAAUGUCUUCUGGCAAGUGGGUAGCUCAGCGACUCUGGGAGUUAAUAGUAAUUUUAUUGGGACCAUUAUGGCACUCACUUCUAUCACGGCCAACACCGGCGCGCAAGUGAGUCUAGACACAAACAAUAUCAACAUUCCAACGUGUGCAACCACUACGUCGACCACCACAGCGACCACAGCAACCUCUACGGCGCCCGUAGUGACCAUUACGCUGCCAGGAGGAGGAGUCAUUACAGUACCCGUUACCGUUCCCAUUUCGGUGCCUAUUUCGGUGCCCAUCGGCAGCGGCAAUAACAACGGUGGCGGCAUCCUCAGCGGCAACGGUAAUGGAAACGGUAAUGGCAACGGUAAUGGCAACGGCAAUGGCAGUGGCAAUGGCAGUGGCAACGGUGGAAAUGGCAACAACGGCAAUGGCAAUGGUAACGGCAACAACAACAAUGGCAACGGCAAUGGCAACAGCGGCAACGGCAACGGAAAUAGCAAGGCUGUCAUAUCAACAUCGCCUACAUCUCCUACAUCGUCUCCUACAUCGUCUACAUCGUCUACAAUAUACAUAACUUCCCCCAAACCGUGGAAACCAUCAGCAAACAGCGCGGAAAACCACAACGACGACCAAAACAGCAACCACUACGGCGGUGCAUACGAUAACCGUGACCACCAUACCACAGUAUCAGCAGCAUCCACGACUCAGUAUACAACUUUCAAGAUCCAGGCAUGUAAAGCACCCUUGCGGUCUACAGCACCCGGCAGAAAUCCUGACCGCGCUGGCAGUAAUGCCUGAUAUGGUACAAAGAAGAGACCUGUAACUGAUUUUCCAGUGUUCGGAUAGUGGUAAUGGCGUUAAAACGGGAGGGUUUUCAGAUAAAAAAUGAAACAAAGCAUCGUGUGACCUAAAUGCAGUUC